ACACAUUGUCAUACACAUACAGCACAAAAGGCAAAGCUAAUUUUCCCAACACUUUAGCUAACUCCUCAACAUCUAAAAAUGGUUGCAUUUUCUGCUCAAGAGAUGGCUUUCAUCUUUGGCCUUCUAGGUAACAUUGUCUCCUUUCUGGUGUUCUUGGCACCCUUGCCAACCUUCUAUACAAUUUUCAAGAACAAAUCAUCUGCGGGGUUUCAAUCAAUUCCAUACGUUGUUGCACUUCUUAGUGCACUUUUGCUUCUGUACUAUGGCUUCAUAAAGAGCAAUGCUAUUCUGAUUGUCACCAUCAACAGUAUUGGAUGUUUCAUAGAAGUUUCCUACCUUACAAUGUACAUUGUAUAUGCUCCCAAGAAGCAGAAGAUUUCCACUUUGGUAAUGAUACUCAUUGCUGACAUUGGAGGUUUUGGCUUAACCAUGUUAGUCACCAUCUUCGCUAUGAAGGGAAUUAACCGUGUUCGUGCAGUGGGAUGGGUUUGUGCCAUUUUCAACAUUGCAGUGUUCGCUGCUCCCUUAAGCAUAAUGAGGAAGGUCAUCAAAACCAAAAGUGUUGAGUACAUGCCAUUUUCACUGUCCUUGUUUCUUACCCUCUGCGCCACCAUGUGGUUUUUCUACGGGCUCUUCGACAAGGAUCAGUUCAUUAUGCUGCCAAAUGUGCUAGGAUUUCUGUUUGGCAUCACCCAAAUGAUCUUAUACAUGAUUUACAAGAAUUCUGAGAAGAAGAACACGAAAGCCAAUCGUGCACAGCAGCAAGAAAGUGAGGGCACAGUGAACACAAAACAGCACACCUGUGAUGACAAUAAACUUGAUUUCCCUUCGGUGGUGGAAAUGAAAGAGAAUCAGCUCGAUCAAGUUUGAAGUUAUGUUGAUAAAUAUCUGAGUUCUAGCGUUGAUGCAGGACUAUAUAUAGGCUUAGGUUGAAUUCUGAAUAACUAAUGUAUCGUAUCUAAUUACACUAUUGUAAUAACAGCUUUUGCCACAUGGCAUGCAUUGACUA
This is a messenger RNA of Vigna angularis (adzuki bean), 1009 nucleotides long. Its product is annotated as bidirectional sugar transporter SWEET9. Gene Ontology annotation, cellular component: membrane. Gene Ontology annotation, molecular function: sugar transmembrane transporter activity. The coding region runs from base 79 to 870 and encodes 263 amino acids. NCBI's taxonomy places the organism in Eukaryota, Viridiplantae, Streptophyta, Magnoliopsida, Fabales, Fabaceae. The transcript has 6 exons. The record is from RefSeq and is a predicted model, not a curated record. Gene Ontology annotation, biological process: carbohydrate transport.